GUAUUGCUGUGUAUGGUGGAUAUUGCAGCAAAGCCAGACCUUCCAUGCUCAGGGAUGAGAGAGACAGCCCUGAGGUUGAGAGAGAGAGAGAUGGUGUAUGGGUUUAAGGGAGGGUUUAGUUCUACCAACUGGUAGUUAGAGAUUGAGCUUCUUAACCAAACGCUUCUUUCACCAGCCAAGAACAAGCUCAAGAAGAUCAAGAAGAAGAAGAAGAAGAAGAAGCAAAACCCAAAAGAAAAAAGAAAUAGAAAGGAAAGCUCAAAAAGCGAAAAUUCUAUUUUACGAAACGAGACAGAGAUAGAGAUAGAGAUAGAAAGAGAAAGAUAUCAUUCUUUGGAGUUUCUCACAGAAACUUUUAGACAGAGAGAGAGGGGGGGGUGUUUAUGUGUGAUUCUCACGUGGGGAUUGAUGGGAAUCAUAGAUGGAGAAUAUAUGAUUAGAAAAAAAGAUCAAAAGUGAAAAUUCAUAGCUCUUCGAAUUAUUACCUCUUUUUUUUUUUUUGUUUUUUUUGAAUUUUCCAAAAAACAGUUGGUUUUUCUUCUCUGCGUCUUCUUUUCUUUAUUAUUACUAUGAGUGAUGUUGUAUAUUGAUGAAUAAAAUUUUCGAUGAAAACUGAGGCUUUGUGGUGUUGUAUUUGGGGGAGUCUCGGGAUCGGAAAGUGUUUAGUUUUGGGAGGAUUGUGUUCCUGCGGAUCGGUUGUUGUCUCCAAGCUUUGCUGUUCCCCACAAUACCCACAACUGCUACGGAUUUCCAGUUCCCGGGUGUCUUUGUAAUCGAAAUCAAAUACCCAGGUGGAAAUUAUUGAGAUUUGGAAAAAAUGGCAACUUUUUACAGUAAUUCAAAUAAUCAAAGAGAUGCUGCGCCAAUGCUCUAUUUAAGGGAACAUUUGCCUAGUUCGUACGCAGAAGCACCAGUUCUUUCUGGUAAUAUGAUGAUGUAUAUGAACUCUGGGUCAUACUCGGAUGCUUUGGCCGGGAAUUCUCAGCAGCAAAACAACUGCAUGGAAAUCCCAUCGUUGGGUGCUUCAAAUUCUCCCCCACAGCAACAUGAAAUCUUGUCAAAUCUUGGUGGGUCACGCAUUGUGGAGCAUGAUUUCAGUGCAUGGAGGGAGGGUAGAAAUGAGAUGCUGGUUACAAACCCAAUGGGUGGCUCUGCCAGCUUUCUUCAGAGUGGACAAAAUUUGCAGGGUCAGGGAUUAUCCCUCAGCCUCAGUACACAAAUCCCAUCAGGAAUCCAAAUGCCAUCGAUCCCAUAUCGGGAUCCUAAUCGAGGAUUUGCUUCCUUCUUGAGUCCAAUUUCAGAUGAUAGUGGUGAUAGGAAUGGCUCUUCUAGAGAUGAACAGAUGAGAAACGCUGAAUACUUGCCACCUAGUUUUCCUGGAGGCAAUCAGGAUUUAAAAGGGGAUUUAUCUCCUUAUGGGAUGUCGAGUGUUGUGAGAAACAUUCCCAAUUCCAAAUAUCUCAAGGCAGCACAACUACUGCUUGAUGAAGUGGUUAAUGUCCACAAAGCUCUAAAGCAUCCUGAUACUGCAAAAAAAGGCACGCAUGAGCAUCAGAUAAAGAGUCCCAAGGAGGGCGACGGAGGAUCAAAGAAUGAAACUGGAGGGUCUUCACACCCUCAAGAAUCGGCCAGUAACUCCACAUGUGAACUUUCUCAUGCUGAAAGACAAGAUCUGCAGAACAAGUUGACCAAGCUAUUGUCCAUGUUGGAUGAGGUUGAUAGAAGGUACAAACAGUAUUCUCAUCAGAUGCACAUUGUGGUGUCAUCAUUUGAUGUGAUUGCGGGCUGUGGGGCAGCUAAACCAUAUACAGUACUUGCCCUCCAGACUAUCUCCCGCCACUUUCGGUGUUUGCAUGAUGCAAUCACUGGCCAGAUUCGAGCAACCCGUAAAAGCCUUGGGGAGCAAGAUACUUCAGGAAUCGGCAAGGGAGUUGGAAUAACUCGCCUCCGCUAUGUAGACCAGCAGCUCAGGCAACAGAGGGCUCUUCAGCAGCUUGGUAUGAUGCAGCAACAUGCCUGGAGGCCACAGAGGGGGCUGCCUGAAAGCUCGGUUUCAAUUCUCCGUGCUUGGCUGUUUGAGCAUUUCCUUCAUCCCUAUCCAAAGGAUUCUGAUAAGAUCAUGCUAGCAAGGCAGACAGGAUUGACUAGAAGUCAGGUAUCAAACUGGUUUAUAAAUGCACGAGUGCGUCUUUGGAAGCCCAUGGUUGAGGAGAUGUACAAAGAAGAGACUGGAGAUGCUGAGAUAGACUCUAAUUCUUCAUCUGAAAAUGCAGCCAAGGCAACAAAAGGAGAUAAUAAGUCCUCCGAGGAUAGAGGGGGAGAUUUGCAACAAACUGCAAGCUCAACAGCCGCUGAGAGAUGCAGCACUGGUCAACUCAUGGACACAAAACCUGAUUGUGUUCCUGAUGUAGAAAUGGCUGGAUCCACUGGAGUACUCAGUUUCCAAAAUGGGACUCGUAGAGAAGCUGAAAAUGAAUACGGGUUAGUGAAACGAAGGGAGGAACAAAGGCCUAGUGUGGAUGACUGUAGUCUCUUCCCUGAUGCAAUGAUUCAGUCUGAUGGGGCCAGUGAAAGGUUCAUGGCAGCUGCUGCUGCAUAUCACAUGUCCGAGUUGGGGAGGUUCGGUGGCGGGAGUGGAGUAUCUCUUACAUUGGGGUUACAGCACUGUGAGGGUGGUAGCCUACCCAUGUCUGGGGGGACCCAUCAAAGUUUCAUUAACAUGAGAGGGGACCAACUUUACAAUGCUGCACCAUCAUCUGUAGGGGCUGAGACUGCAGAUUUUGAAUGUAUGAAUUCUGGUAACCAGCAACACAGGUUCAGUUCUUCCCAUCUACUGCAUGAUUUUGUGGUGUGAAGAUGCUGAUUGCUGAUCCACAUGGUUGAUUUUUGAACUGUUAUUACUUGCAAGAGGAACAGUGAUUACCAGGCUAUGAACUGUGUUCCUUCGGGAGUAUUGGUUUUGCUUGCAAAUAGUAACAGAAAGACUGCAGUCCUAUGGAAACAUAUAAAACACAGUUGUAAUAUAUCAAGGAAUUGGUUGGAAGAUUAGCAUAUUUGUAAAGAUACAUAUUUUUUGUUUGAUAUGUGGAAGGAAAAUUUUACAGCUAA
This is a messenger RNA of Alnus glutinosa, 3108 nucleotides long. Its product is annotated as BEL1-like homeodomain protein 6. Gene Ontology annotation, molecular function: DNA-binding transcription factor activity, RNA polymerase II-specific; RNA polymerase II cis-regulatory region sequence-specific DNA binding. The transcript is spliced from 5 exons. Gene Ontology annotation, biological process: regulation of transcription by RNA polymerase II. The coding region runs from base 818 to 2854 and encodes 678 amino acids. NCBI's taxonomy places the organism in Eukaryota, Viridiplantae, Streptophyta, Magnoliopsida, Fagales, Betulaceae. The record is from RefSeq and is a predicted model, not a curated record.